AUGGAUGUGAUAGUGGGCCAGCGGUCAUGUCUUGACUGGAGCUGGUUGAAGAGGCGUCGUUCAAAGCCAACACCGCCCUCGCAUAAUGGUAAGUACAGGCCAGUCAGAAAACUCGAGUGUUUUGUUUAGCUUGGAACUGUGAACAUGAUGAAUGGUCGGACGGAGUGGGGAAAGGAGCAUGCAGGCACAAGACACCGAGUGGGGCUGUGGAAACAGUUGUCGCAACCUUACGAACACUUCGAGGUCACGCAGUGUCCAGCAUGAAGACCCUUGAGUGGGUGUCUACAUUUAGACCCUACCUACCGAGGCCUUUUGGUGCCACCGCAAACGUUAUAGUAAGUGCUUUGCGACCGCGAGAACAAAGACUACGGGGGUUGGGGUGGCCGCUGCAUGCCCGCGGGCACAUAGUAGACAGCGGGUACUAUACGCUGUUCACUGCAGACAUUCACGCCAUCUCCCGACGCAACCUCCCUACCUAGGUGGAAACGUCGGUGACGUAAAUUAAUCAGGUUGUGCUAAACAUACGUAGUUUGGACAGAUGGGUGACUUGACAUUUAGUUCUGGGUUCCAUAUUUAAAGUUCGAAUGUUGCAUUACUCUCUUACCAGUGGAUAGGCUGUGGGGAAUCAUAAGAGCAACGUUGCGCCUCUCGCUAGCGCCUGCGCCUACGCCCUAGCGAAAGCCUUUUUAGGUACACACGUCUGCCCGGCUUAGAUUAGUCUCUUUGCAAUUCACUGUCUGUACCACGCAUCUGGUCGAUCCUCUGCCUGCACCAUGGGAGGCUUGUCACUAAUUUCGCGUGGACACGGAACCAGUCAACGCAACUCCUCCCGCUGAUUGGUUUACCACAGGCGGCCACAGUCCAGACCACCGCGUAAACAAUCUGUCACGACACUUGCAGCGGCGACUUUCGGUGACAAAUGGCUCGUUGCCCACGCGGACGACGCCUCCGGGGCGCCGGCCGCACAAUCGUCCGGUUGCAAACUUUCCACUAUCCAUCUGUACAGACUAAAAUCCUACACCCAAGUGGCGUCCCGCCUCAAACAACAUGGGAUAUGGCCUGAAGUCGUGGCGCACUGAGUACACACCAUCAUUGCUUAGUCGCAAGGCAGUUUGUCCGUGAUCGGCAAAGGUACUCACAGGAAGGAAAUGACUAGUUGUUUCAGUUUUAAUCUCUUAAAUUAUUAUCGCUCGCAACAACGGUAUCCGUUAUUUUUUCACUUGUUGGUUUACUGUUCGUAAUAUUUACAGUAUUUAGUGGUAUGCAUAUUGACGAAAAUAGUAGUAGUAGUAGUAGUAGUAGCAGUAGCAGUAGCAGUAGUAGUAGUAGUAGUAGUAGUAGUAGUAGUAGUAGUAGUAGUAGUAGUAGUAGUAGUAGUAGUAGUAGUAGUAGUAGGGGAUUACACAACGCCAUCAGGUGUUCUGCAGAAUGAUGAGUCGAAGUAAACUUCGGUACACAGGCUAUCUAAUGCGCGCUUGCGGUAUCAUUAUUGGUUGUCGUAGACUGAGCAGUCCAUAUAGCCCACAUCGUAUUUGCAUUAGGAGAGCACCAUCAGCAGCAGGAUCUGCAGUGUCAUAUCUCGAAGUGAUUGUGCAGCAACAUCUUCUGCUUGCGCUAUCGGCACUGCCUGCGCAUACGAAAAUUGCUGAUGGAAGGACUGAUCUUCCAUAUGCAGUCCAAUGUCCCCCAGUAUUACUUCCAUUUUUAGCCAGGUACACAAGCCUUACCUUUUCCGUGGUUUACGCAGCAUACACAUGUUUUCGCGUGGGGACUAGCAUAGUAAGUUUUACAGAAGUGGCAGUACCGGCACAGCCUUACACCCGGUAAGACUUGCAGUAGGUCUGCUCGACACACCCAUUCCGACCCACAACCUGCGUUUACACUAGUGGCAGCAGUCCUGAUCUAAUCCAUCACUUCGACAUAUCAAUCAUGUAGGCGUAUUACUUGCUUAUUUAUUCAGUUACUGCUAACAGUAUUCGUCUUAACCAUUAGUUCUCCUAUCUGCUGUUCGGCAGAUAAAGGUAACAGUGACAUUCUUAGUAAUAUCAGCCAGACAUACAUUAGGUGUGGUAACUCAUGAAAUGUUAACCUGAUUUCUGAAGUGUGUUUUCGUUUCGAAAAGAUUACUUAAGAGGAUUUUGAAACUAGUCAUCACGCAGCCUAAUUAUAUUAUAAUUCCUUUACCACGGGGUGCUGGCUUUCGAAAGAACUUCUUUUCGGUUGCAUGCAAAACCGACACUUGGCAAAAAAGAGCUACUGGACAUCACGAGUUUUUCUUAUUGGCUUUCGAUGCCCUCGCCAAUUCAAUUUAUUUCAUGGGGAACAUGCAUGACGUUAUUCAUUCUUUCACUAAUUCAGUUGGAAAUUACGUCUUAUUUCAAUGUUAUACCCGAAGGAAGGGUAUAACUUGGUUUUCAAAACCUUGUCCAAUUCCCCAAUAAUUUUUAAUUCGAGCUGCGGUUGCCUUGCAUUCAGCCUUUACAGCCUACAAACCAUAGGUUUUCGGAGUACGGAAACCUUACAUUUCUCUGCGGUAUUAGGUGGAAACUAUAAGCGGUUCAUUAAAUUUGACAGUGGAUUUUAGUUAUAUUGUAAGCCUUACAUGCACCAUUGCUAACUGCUAAAACAAAAUGUUUACUGGAGGGGCUUUUCACGGUAUUAGAACAUCUAAUGAUUAGAAACCAUUUUUAAAAUCGAAUUGUACCCUACCUACAAGUAUAAAUUUGGUUGAAGACCUAAUUUUCUGCCAAUGGAAGCGAACAGCCGAGUCCCAGGAAGUAGUCUUGAAGAAGGAGACACGAUCGCCGGGACAAGAGCUUUAUUAGCCUGACGUUUCGGAUUCCUACUCCAAUCCAUCAUCAGAGACAAAAGAGCAGAAACGGGUGGUUGUUGCACAAGGGGCUGCGGUAUUUAUAGGAUGCAGCAGCCAUGCUACCGCAUACCUAUGAACGUUCACGGUUUCCCCCUUCAUCCGGGAUUGUCACACUUGGUGUGAUCAUUGCUUGAUGGCCGACAUUCGAGUCGAUAAUUGCUGCAAUUACAUCACGUGCGCUGGAUGUUGGCGUGAUGAUUGCUCGACCAUCUGACGCGUUGACCUGGGUGUUGGGAAGAGUGUUCACUAGUGCGCUCCCCGCGUGGCCAAUUACUCCGCCUAGACGAAGUCUCAGCACGCUGUAUUGAAUGGGAAGAUCGUUGCAGCAGUGGCGUCCUGGCGAUCGAGACAAUUGAACUGCUACUACAAAGCAAAUAUGAUGAAACGGAGAACCGUCUUGGACACGGCCAAAUACUUCAGCUCCUGAAGCUCAGUCUCAGGACGUACUUCACGUUCGACAGGACAAUCUACGAACAGGUGAACGGCACACCAAUGGGUUCGCCGAUUUCAGGAUUCAUCGCCGAGGCGGUCCUGCAACGGUUAGAGUCGCUGGUUUUCCAACACCACAGACCGAAAUUCUGGGCCCGGUAUGUGGAUGAUACCUUCAUCGUCAUCGAACGGGAUCAGGUGUUGACGUUCCAAGAACAUCUCAACGCCGUCUUCCCGGAUAUUCUAUUUUCGAUGGAGGAGGAAGAGAACAACCAGCUGGCCUUCCUGGAUGUCCUCGUAUGUCGCAAAGAUUGUGGUGGAGUAGAGACCAAAGUGUUCAGGAAAGCGACAAAUACGAUGCAAGUACUGAACUUCAACAGUAACCAGCCAAUCAGCCACAAACGCAGUUGUCUAAGGACGCUCUUUCGGCGUGUCGAAACGCACUGCAGUGAGCCGGAAGACAAGAUUGCUGAACUACAAUACCUCCGACGGGUCUUCAAAGCCAAUGGCUACCCGCGCAACUUCGUCGACCGGUGCAUACGCAAAAGGGACGAAAGGCCUAACCGCACGGACACCAAAUCUUGGCGGGCACUUCCGUAUGUCAAGAACGUUUCGGAAGCUGUCGGCUGCCUUCUCGCACCACUUGGGAUUGGAGUGGCACACAGACCGGAGGCAACCAUCAGGCGUCUGAUCAUGAAACCGUAA
Molecule: messenger RNA, 4006 nt
Organism: Spirometra erinaceieuropaei
Lineage: Eukaryota; Metazoa; Platyhelminthes; Cestoda; Diphyllobothriidea; Diphyllobothriidae
Source: the annotation of a GenBank genome assembly